Molecule: messenger RNA, 1468 nt
Organism: Impatiens glandulifera
Lineage: Eukaryota; Viridiplantae; Streptophyta; Magnoliopsida; Ericales; Balsaminaceae
Product: zinc transporter 4, chloroplastic-like
Exons: 4
Coding region: 180-1421 (413 amino acids)
Biological process (GO): zinc ion transmembrane transport
Cellular component (GO): plasma membrane
Molecular function (GO): zinc ion transmembrane transporter activity
Source: RefSeq, a predicted model, not a curated record
AACCAUUUGUUCUUGCAAAUGUUUAAUUAUGUCGACAUAUUUCCCCCUUACAGAUCUCUUCUCUCUCUUUCAUCUGUUCUUCAUGAAGGAAGGGGAUAGUUAUCGUCAUCAAUUCAAGAUUCAUUCGAUCGAACUAACCCUAGCAUUUAAAUCCUCACACUGUUCUUACUCAGCCAGCCAUGUUCUUCAUUGAGGACCUCUUCUCGUUGCUUUACGACCCAUAUUUUGCUCUCUCAGACUCAACCCACCAGAUGCUUUCCAAUUCAAUCUCAAAUCUCGCUUGUGGAAGCGGCACCGACUUAGAUAUAGAAUCAUGUCGAGACGAAUCCGCGGCAUUCAUUCUCAAAUUGGUCGCGAUCACUUCAAUUUUGAUUGCCGGUAUAGUGGGUAUAUCAAUACCUCUGGUAGCAGGGAGAAAGCGUAACAGUUUUCUCGGCACAGAUUCUAAUCUAUUCGUUGUAGCAAAGGCCUUUGCAGCCGGCGUUAUACUCGCAACUGGUUUUGUUCAUAUGCUACCGGACGGUACGUCGGCUUUAACUGAUUCGUGCUUACCGGAAUACCCAUGGUCGAAGUUUCCAUUCUCGGGUUUCAUUGCUAUGAUGGCUGCUUUGGCUACUCUGUUAGCUGAUUUCUUGGGGACUCAGUAUUAUGAGAGAAAACAAGAGAUGCAAAGGGAAGCUCAACAAAUAUCGAGGGUUGAAUCGAUUGAGGCUGUUUCUGACUCUGAUUCAGGUAUAGUUGAAGUUAAGGAGAACUUGAAGGUUUCUACUGGUGGGGAAGAUGAAGGGAUGCAUAUUGUUGGGAUACAUGCCCAUGCUGCCCAUCACAGACAUAACCAUAACAAUCCAGAUGGCCAUGGAAUCUGUGAAGGGAACUCGAAAGAUACCCACAGUCACGGUCACUCACAUAAGUUUGCGCUUGGUGAUUCUGAAGAUGGUGGCUUGAGGCAUGUUGUUGUUUCACAGGUACUAGAACUUGGGAUAGUAUCACACUCGAUCAUUAUCGGUCUAUCACUCGGGGUAUCACAAAGCCCAUGUACCAUAAGACCAUUAAUUGGGGCACUAUCAUUUCAUCAAUUCUUCGAAGGGUUUGCCCUAGGAGGGUGUAUAUCGGAAGCUCGAUUUAAGAACCUGAAAUCAACCAUAAUGGCGUGUUUUUUCGCCCUAACAACACCAUCGGGGAUUGCCCUUGGUCUGGGCAUUGCAAAGUCUUACAACAAUAACAGCCCGAGAGCGUUGAUCGUUGAGGGAAUCUUAGAUUCUAUAUCGGCUGGGAUUUUGGUGUACAUGUCCCUUGUGGACUUGAUUGCUGCCGAUUUCAUGAGUAAGAGAAUGAGUUGUAAUGUGAGACUUCAAAUAGGGUCUUAUUUUGCUCUUUUUCUUGGAGCUUCAUUGAUGUCUUCCCUUGCUUUGUGGGCUUGAAUUUUAUUAUUCUAAUAGAACUUGUAUUUUAUUUUAUUGGUCUUUUA